This is a messenger RNA of Erinaceus europaeus (western European hedgehog), 2481 nucleotides long. Its product is annotated as zinc finger protein 345-like. The record is from RefSeq and is a predicted model, not a curated record. Lineage: Eukaryota; Metazoa; Chordata; Mammalia; Eulipotyphla; Erinaceidae. Gene Ontology annotation, cellular component: nucleus. Gene Ontology annotation, biological process: regulation of transcription by RNA polymerase II. Gene Ontology annotation, molecular function: RNA polymerase II transcription regulatory region sequence-specific DNA binding; DNA-binding transcription factor activity, RNA polymerase II-specific.
AUGUAUCCUGUUGUCAUAAUCCCAAGCAUUUUUGACAACCAUGGAGAAGAAUGCUCUUCAAAGCGUCAUGUUCAUAGACAUACCACCAUCAAAAGGAUGAGUGCUGGUUGUACCAGAGACAGUACUGUCGUCAAUGAUAGUGGUGCCAUCUGCCUGAGUGCUGGUGUUGAUGCCAAUAAUGUGGUCACUAACAAUGCACAGAGUGUCAUAUUUGGGAAAAGAUACAAGAACAUUCCACCAAAGGGCAGCGUAUCUUGCAUGGUAAUAAACAAAGGUGAGAGUUACAUUUACAAUAGUGUGAUAUUUUACAGUAAUACAACAGUAAAAAUCUCUGAGGGCAAAGAUAGUGAGAAUGCUGGAAUAUCUCAAGAAUGUGAAGUAUACAGCAAAUUAUUCACUUAUCCUAUUCAUCUUCAAAAACACGUAAGAAUUCACAGUGGAGAGAAACCCUAUGAAUAUAAACAAUGUAAUGGAACAUUCAAGAGACCCAGUCAUCUUUGGAAACAUGAAAAAACUGACAGUGGAGAGAAACCCUAUGAGUGUAAACAAUGUAGUAAAACAUUCAGUCAAGCUUGUCAUUUUCAUAUACAUGAACGAACUCACAGUGGAGAGAAACCCUAUGAAUGUAAACAAUGUAGUAAAACAUUCAGUUCUUCCAGUAGUCUUUGGGCACAUGAAAGAAUUGACAGUGGAGAUAAACCCUAUGAAUGUAAACUAUGCAGUAAAACAUUCACUUAUGCCAGUUAUCUUUGGGCACAUGAAAGAACUCACAGUGCAGAGAAACCCUAUGAAUGCAAACAGUGUAGUAAAACAUUCAGUUAUUGCAGUAGUCUUCGGAGACAUGAAAGAAUUCACAGUGGAGAGAAAUCCUAUGAAUGUAACCAUUGUAGUAAAACAUUCAGGCAAUCCAGUAGUCUUCGGGAACAUGAAAGAAUUCACAGUGGAGAGAAACCCUAUGAAUGUAAACUGUGUAGUAAAACAUUCAGGCAUUCCAGUAGUUUUCGGGCACAUGAAAGAAUUCACAGUGGAGAGAAACCCUAUAAAUGUAAACAGUGUAGUAAAAUAUUCAGUGAUUCCAGUAGUCGUCGGAGACAUGAAAGAAUUCACAGUGGAGAGAAACCCUAUGAAUGUAAACAAUGUAGUAAAACAUACAGUUCUUCCAGUAAUCUUUGGGCACAUGAAAGAAUUCACAGUGGAGAGAAACCCUAUGAAUGUAAACAAUGUAGUAAAACAUUCGGGCAUUCCAGUCAUCUUCGGAGACAUGAACGAAUUCACAGGGGAGAGAAACCCUAUGAAUGUAAACAAUGUAGUAAAACAUUCAGUGAUUCCGGUACUCUUCGGGCACAUGAAAGAAUUCAUAGUGGAGAGAAACCCUAUGAAUGUAACCAAUGUAGUAAAACAUUCAGGCAAUCCAGUAGUCUUCGGGCACAUGAAAGAAUUCACAGUGGAGAGAAACCCUAUGGUUGCAAACUAUGUAGUAAAACAUUCAGUUAUGCCAGUAGUCUUUGGACACAUGAAAGAACUCACAGUGUAGAGAAACCCUAUGAAUGCAAACUGUGUAGUAAAACAUUCCUUGAUUGCAGUAGUCUUCAGAGACAUGAAAGAAUUCACAGUGGAGAGAAACCCUAUGAGUGUAAACUGUGUAGUAAAACAUUCAGUUGUUCCAGUUAUCUUCGGGAACAUGAAAGAAUUCACAGUGGAGAGAAACCCCAUGAAUGUAAACUGUGUAGUAAAACAUUCAGGCAUUCCAGUAGUCUUCUGGCACAUGAAAGAAUUCACAGUGGAGAGAAGCCCUAUGAAUGUAAACAAUGUAGUAAAACAUUCAGUUCUUCCAGUAGUCUGCAGGAACAUGAAAGAAUUCACAGUGGAGAGAAACCCUAUGAAUGUAACUGUAGUAAAGCAUUUGGGCAUUCCAGUCAUCUUCAGAGACAUGAAAAAAUUCACAGGGGAGAGAAACCCUAUGAAUAUACACAAUGUAGUAAAACAUCCCAGCAGUCUGCUGGUCUUCAGAGACCUGAAAGAAUUCACAACAUGAAAAUUCAUAGUGGAAAGAAACCCUAUGAAUGUAAACAAUGUAGUAAAACAUUCAGUGAUUCCGGUACUCUUCGGGGACAUGAAAGACUUCACAUUCGCAUGGCUCUUCUCCUGGCUGACUGCGAGGAGACGGACUACAACUCAUGUCAGGUCAAGCGGCGCCAGUGGGGUGCUGCACACGCUGCUGGGUGGCAGGUUCGCGUUGUAUCCAAACACCUCCUCAGUAUAAAACAGGAUUUAAUGGGUCAUGCCCUAUCAGAUGGUGUGCUAGAGUCACCAACUGGUGUUCAUCUUCUGGCCCUGGCUUUGAAAAAACCAAAAUUGAUUACUCCAUGUUCCCGGAUCACACUUCCACCCAGAGUCCCACGGAUGUUCGUUCAUGCCAUGUCUUCCAGACUUGAUAGACAUAGUCACAGCAACAGUGGCACAUUGGAAUGCAAACUCUGA